UUACCAACACUCUCCACCCUCCUCUCUCUCUCUCUCUCUCUCUCUCUCUCUCCUCCCCUCUCUCUCUCUCUCUCUCUCUGUCUUCUGUUAUACAGUCGAAGUCGAAAAGCCAUCACCACAUUGGCUUUUUUUUGCCUUUUGUUUCUGUGUUCGUAUGCAAUUGUCUACGUCUACUGCUGCUUCUGCUCCCUCUUCUAACUACCUGUAAAUGGGGGGGGAGGAAAUGGAAUCAUACUUUGAAUUCCUUGUUAUCAUUUGAUAAACCACUUCUUCUUCUUGCUCUUCUCUCUCUCUCUCUCUCUCUCUCUCUCUCUCUCUCUCAGCUUUUCUCUCUCCUUCACUCUCUGAAAUUUUCCUCCAAGCCAAACAUGAUUUUCUUCUUUUCUGUUCAUCUCCUCUUUUUGCUUUCUGGGUUCCCUUCAAAACAUCAAAACUCCUUGAAAUGAUUUGAAUUUCGCCUCCCCAUUUCAAAUUUCCCCUUUCUGCUUUCUGGGUUCUCCUCACUUCUCCCAUUUGGUUACUCAUUUUCUUGUUUUUUAUUAUCUUGUCAAUUUUUCUUUUGGGACUGCUUAUCUGGGAAGCACUUUUUCUUGAGUAAUUCUGGGGAACAUUCAUGGAAAUUGAUCUGAACCAUGCAGUGAGGGAGGUGGAGAAGAAUGCUUAUUGCAAUGGGGAUUGUGGCGGUGUUUGUGUUUAUUGCUUGUCCUCUUCAACUUCUUCAUCUUCUUCCAAUUCAUCCUCAGCUCCUGUGGCUUCCUCAAUUUAUCUGGAGCUUUGGCAUGCUUGUGCUGGCCCUCUCAUCUCACUCCCCAAGAAGGGGAAUGUGGUUGUCUACUUCCCACAAGGCCACUUGGAGCAAGUUGCCUCCUCCUCUCCUUUCUCUCCCAUGGAGAUGCCCACCUUUGAUCUCCACCCUCAGAUCUUCUGCAAGGUUGUGAAUGUCCAGCUGCUUGCUAACAAGGAGAAUGAUGAGGUCUACACACAUGUCACCUUGCUUCCUCAGCCUGAGUUGGUAGGAACAAAUUUGGAAGGGAAAGGGCUUGAAGAGGUGGGAGUGGAUGAGGGGGGGGGAUCACCUACAAAAUCAACCCCUCACAUGUUCUGCAAAACGCUUACAGCUUCUGAUACCAGUACACACGGAGGGUUUUCCGUUCCUCGGAGAGCUGCUGAAGACUGCUUUCCUCCAUUGGACUAUAAACAGCAGAGGCCAUCUCAAGAACUUGUUGCAAAGGACCUACACGGGGUAGAGUGGAGGUUUCGACAUAUUUAUAGAGGUCAGCCAAGGCGACAUCUGCUUACUACAGGAUGGAGUAUUUUCAUAAGCCAAAAGAAUCUUGUAGCGGGGGAUGCUGUGCUAUUUUUGAGGGGUGAAAAUGGAGAGCUGAGGUUGGGAAUUAGAAGAGCUGUUCGACCUAGAAAUGGUCUUCCUGAUUCUGUUGUAGGCAACCAGAAUUCGUACCCCAGUGUUCUUUCUCUCGUGGCUAAUGCGAUAUCCACCAAGAGCAUGUUUCAUGUAUUCUACAGUCCAAGGGCAAGCCAUGCAGAAUUUGUCAUUCCCUACCAAAAAUAUGUCAGAAGCAUCGCUAAUCCGGUGACUAUGGGGAAUAGAUUCAAAAUGAGAUUUGAUAGGGAUGAUUCAUCUGAAAGAAGGUGUAGCGGUGUAGUGACUGGUAUCACCGACUUGGAUCCGUUUCGAUGGCCAAACUCAAAAUGGAGAUGCUUGAUGGUCAGAUGGGAUGAAGAUAUAGGAAAUGAUCAUCAAGAAAGAGUCUCGCCGUGGGAGGUUGAUCCUUCUGUUUCUCUCCCACCUUUGAGCAUCCAGUCUUCUCCAAGACUGAAGAAACUGCGGACAAGUCUGCAGGGAACCCCACCCGUCCACUCCAUCACUGCUGGAGGGGCUGGGUUUAAGGACUUUGAGGAAUCAGUUAAAUCCUCUAAGGUCUUGCAAGGUCAAGAAAAUAUAGGUUUCAUAUCACCCCUCUACGGGGGUGAUACUGUAAACCGCCCGCAAGAUUUUAAGAUGCAUGCUUCGGCACAUCUAAGUCUUGCAUCAAAUGCAACACAGAAGGCUAGUAUUGAUGAGCUUAUGAGGGCUCACCGCACCCCCUACACAGGAUUUGCGGAAUCAGAUAGAUUUCCAAAAGUCUUGCAAGGUCAAGAAAUAUGCCCAUUGAGAUCGUUGACAGGAAAAGCAAAUUUCACCCUGGGUGAUUGGGAAUCCAACAAUGGUUGCGCACCUUUCAACGUUUAUCAACCGCCCAAACCAAAUUAUUUCUCUCUAGCUUCUGGAUCCCUUCCAAAUAUGUACUUUCCUUAUGGUGACAUUCACAGAGCUGGCCAAGAUCCCACAAUGUGCUCUAAUGCUACUAACUUAGCCAGAGAGAAAGUGCAAAUCAACCCAUAUUCUAUGCAGAUGGGAGUUGCGAGAAAUGAAGUUGGAAGGCCAAAUAAACCUAGUGAGCAUAAGACACAGGAGAGUACUUCUACCCUUCCCGCUUUAGUGCCAAUUCCAAGAAAUCCAAAUGAUAAAGACUAUAACGGGACUGUUACUGGGUGUAAACUUUUUGGUUUUUCCUUGACUGGGGACAAUCCCUCUCCAAACUCUCAGAGUUCCAGUAAGCGGAGUUGUACAAAGGUUCACAAGCAAGGCAGCUUAGUGGGAAGAGCCAUUGAUCUCGCAAAACUGAAUGGCUAUGGUGACCUGCUGACCGAACUGGAGCGGCUGUUUGGCAUGGAAGGCCUUCUUCGAGAUUCUGAUAAAGGAUGGCGGAUCUUGUACACUGAUAGUGAGAACGAUAUGAUGGUUGUUGGGGAUGACCCAUGGCAUGAGUUUUGCAAUGUGGUCUCCAAAAUCCAUAUAUAUACCCAGGAAGAAGUGGAGAAGAUGACCAUCGGAAUGAUCAGCGAUGAUACUCAAAGUUGUUUGGAACAAGCGCCAGUCAUGCUUGAAGUGUCAAAGUCCUCAUCCGUGAGCCAGCCGGAUGCUUCUCCGACGGCUGUCCGGGUCUAAAAAUAAUGAAAUUCAGGGUGGUCAUUGUGAUGUUGUAAUCUUAUAUCUGCAUAUGCAAAUAAUGCACACCAGAACCUAAUUAUGUAUUUGAUGGAGUUCCUAGUCCUAUGUUAUGUAGUUGCGGUUGUCUUAGUCUUGAAAACGAGACAUGUUUGGCCUUCCGGAGAUUGACGUCUUUCCGAUUGACGUUUGAUUAUGUAGUACUGUAACUUUUUAUGAGUAUAAAUUGUUGAUGUGUGCUAUUA
This is a messenger RNA of Pyrus x bretschneideri (Chinese white pear), 3255 nucleotides long. RefSeq names its product auxin response factor 4. Gene Ontology annotation, cellular component: nucleus. Gene Ontology annotation, molecular function: protein binding; DNA binding. Lineage: Eukaryota; Viridiplantae; Streptophyta; Magnoliopsida; Rosales; Rosaceae. Gene Ontology annotation, biological process: regulation of DNA-templated transcription; response to hormone. The record is from RefSeq and is a predicted model, not a curated record.